UGAGUUUGAGCAAACAGUACGCGGAUGUUCCCCUUGGUCGAUGACAGCUUUGAUCGAUAGUAAACAGCUUAUCUUAACUUCUCUUUUUGUUUUUUUGGAAUAACAUAUAAACAAUACUGAGAUGCAAUAAUGACAGUGCAUGGAUUCAACUCAAGGAAGUUAAACGACUCGACAUUUUGACGCUAGCGCCCCUGCCUUCAAAAUGGAGCGGGCCAGCAGUGGGGCCCUCCCUGGGCCUGGAUCAAUAGCACAGCAGUGAGUGGUCCAACAUGGAGUUCCAUGGAUGGCAGCAGUGUCAGAGGAAAGAGACGGCCAGCUUGGGGACAUUGGCACUUCUGCCACCUUCGUGGGACACAAUUUCAGCCAUCUAUCAUGAAGUGGUGAAAUUUGUCAGCAAGUUUCCUUACAAGAAACGACUGGUGCUUUACUUCGCGUAUCGCGGCACCACAGUCAAGCUUGAUCUGGGAGAUGUGAAGGCAGCAGGAGUGGUGUGUAUACUGAGCCUUGGAGUGGGUCUAGGAACACUACUGAUACAUCGUCUAUACCAGCAGUAUAUCCGGCCUUUCCUAUAUAAGGACCAGGACGGUUCAGACAAAGCUAGUUCCAGUGACCAGAAGAUUUUAGUUGUGAUCACCAGAGAUUGUUAUUGUAGGACAGUAAUGUUGCUGUUUGAGUUUAAAAGAAAGUUUGAGAAGAAAAUUAAUAUUACUACAUCAGUGUGUUCUCUCUACAUUGGAUUCAGGUAUCAUGGAUUUCCAGGCUGUAAGGAUUCCUCUGACAGUGCUGUCGAUGGCGCCAUGGGCAACAACUCCAGUGGAAAGACUCCUUCAGUAUUCUACUCACGCGAAUAUGGAGUCGCGCUUGGGGGUAAAGGUUUACCAUCACAAAGACAGGCACAGCCCACAGCCGAUUUCACUCGACUUCGUAGACAUGGUACUCGGCCAAAACCCCAGCGAAAACACUUACCUGAAAGGGACAUACAUGAGCAAAAUCCCACGGAGCUGAAUCCCUCUCUUUAUGAAGCGAACAUUCGAGAUUCCUUUUACUCAACUGCAGAGUCAGGAUUUGAGACUCUGCCAGAGUGUGUUGAGGAAGAGAAUGAUGAAAGUCUCAGUCAGUCAUUACAGGAGAACUUCUCUGCAUCCUCUCUGAAAGAGCGAAAUGAAAGGUACUUCUCCGCUAAAACUGCUUCAUUGGGUUCGAGUCCUUCAGCUGGCAGAAAGUCCUGCGUCAAUAUAGCUCAUGAGAAGAGUUCUGAAGGCCUCAGCUAUCAUUCUUCUCAGGUUCAAAAACUUGAUGCAUCAUUAUCACCUCAAAAAUCUUCCAGAUCGUCUCCGAUGCAUUCAGGCAGCAGAGUCCCUGACCCACACUUGUUGACUGUCAGGAGACACCAUGGCUGCCCACGGAGCGAUGACUUUGACUAUGACCAAUCUUUGGAUGCAUCAGAAUCAAUCUGCAGCUUUAACAGCAGUUUGGAGGACUGGAGCUGUGAUGAUGAAGACAGAGAUGGCCGAUCUCCUGUGUUGCAUGGCCACUUGGGAAUGUCAGACACUCACUUCCGGCAAUCACUUAUGCAGCGCAUUCAAGAGUGGUCUUCUUUUGCUGAGAAGUAUGGAAAGUCACGGUCUCCCACACCAGAUCCAGGCUUACAACAACGAUACAUAAGGCGCAGUCGCAGUCUGGACCGUCAUCUGGGUGAACCGGCAUUUGUUGCAGACCUAGACAUGCCUUCAUCUGAAGCAAUUAAAGUCGAAGACACAACCACCAAGAACUUGGACUUAGAGACAGAACUGCAUGAUAUUCAGGAUGAAUUUGAGUCCAUUACUUCCAAACUUCAUGAACUUAUAGAACGUGGCAAUGGAAACUCAACUGAACAGCCACAAGCAAAAGUCAGCCUAGCCCAUAAUCACCCUCAUCAUCAUUCUAGACCUCACCAGAACUCUGUGUAUCAUAGGACCAGAACAAAAUGGGAGCGAUUACCAAGUGCUCCUAGGUCAGACUCUAGUAGAAGUUCUCGUGCCAGUAGCGUUGAUUUCAGCUGGGACUGCGGCGAGAUAGGAGCUGGAGGGGAUGAACAUGUAAAUGCUGAUGGAUCAUCUGUACGACAUACAGUAGAUGAGAUGGGUGACCAUCUGGCAUCAUCAGCAAAGGAUGAGAAGCUGCCUGCGUCAGAAGAUAUCUCUGAAGAUGGGAUUGUGAAUGUAGGGGAAAUAGCUAACCUUAUCGACUAUGCAAAUCAAGAAUGGAAAGGCCAAACAAAGAACACCGAAACAAUAAAACAGGGAUAUCUGGCGAUACCUGAAUUAUUUGGUUGCCAAAAUCUACGAAGGAUAAGGGGAGACAACUACUGUGCGCUGCGGAGCACGUUGUAUCAGGUGCUAGUGGGAGGUCACAAGGUAACUCAGCGCUGGCCCGGCCUCAUUUCAAUUAUUGACUGCUUACAUACGCUCAACGCAGACCAAAACUCCGGUCUUCAGAUUUGGAAUUUUGGAAAUCGUCUGAAGUGGGACAAAGAUGAAGAUAGGUUUUCACUGAUCUGCAAGUGUGUUCUCACUUUAUAUGCUACAGUUGAGGAAAUAAGUGCCUUGCCUUCACAAGAUAUGCGCGAGUACCGCACGUUCAGCCUACUGAAUGGUUCUCAACAAUUUGAUGUGGAGCUGAUGGAGGGAAUGAAGUUGAUGAUGCUCUUGUACAUGGCAGACAUUCAGAAACAAAUUGCUGAAGAGGCAGAGGUCCCUUUGUUUGCCUGGCUGCUCUUUGCACGAGAUACAUCAAGCAAUGUUGUUGACUUUGUAAAACAUCAUCUCAAUCCUAUUGGGGAUUCAGCAGGAAUGGAUCAGGUGGAGAUGUGCCUCCUUGGACACUGUCUGGGGGUGAAAUUGCGAGUAGCUCGACUGUACCACCAUGGACAGGAAGAUUUUGAUUGUUGCUUCCCUGAUGAUACACCUGCUGUCUGGCCAUCAGUUUGCUUGCUAACAGAAGAUGACCGCCACUACAAUGUCCCUGUGCCGUGAAUUGGGUACUGCGAAGUUCAUGUCAGGCCAUCUUUUCAGUUUUAGCCAACAUUACAAUGUGCCUGUCAUUGCACUUUCCUGCAAGGUUAAUUUUCCAGUCGUAUAGAACACUAGCGUAGUGUGCAUGCUGCUUUGCAAAGUGUGUGGUGAGAUGUAACUGGCCAUGAUAUGCAUAGAACUUAAAGUCUGGAUUCAGGGACUUGGGUGCAAUCAGAGUAUAUUCUUCCACAACUGUUCUGCGCCAAGAAGCAGUAGGACUGCCUCCAUGCAUCUCAAGCUUUGACUAUCGAAUGAUAUCCUUGGGUAUGUGAGGAGUCUCCUCCAUAUUAGCAAAGAUGAUUGCUCAUCUGGUGUGAGUAGCAGUGUAUGCAGAAUGACUCAGUCAGCUAGCCAAGUAAUGCAGACUCUGGAAGACUAUGAGCUUGUGGACCUAUGGGACUCUAUUUUAAGUGUCAGGCAGUUGUGUAUACAAUGGUCAGUCUCAGCUGUUAUUUAUUAGUGUGCUUGGUUACAGAAAAUGAUGAUGAUAAUAGUAAUGCGUUCUGAAAGCAGAAAUAAUGAAAUAAUUAAAGUGGUAUUGUUGGUGAGCACAGUUGGCAUGGUGGAUAUGUGGUGUUGGAUGCACAAUAGCUACUUAGAGGUCAUGCAGUAUGAUGGACUCUGAUUAUUUUUAUGAGUGUUAACUUGUACAAAUGUUUUGGUGCCAAAUGAUAAAUACCUGGCUAAAGAGAUACAUUUUAUUUUAUUUGCCUGGGAUAAACUAGGUAAAUAUUAACUGCUCAACAAAGAACACAGAAGUGAGGCCGGUCAGGAUGGAAAACUAAUUCUUUGUCUUUGCUUAGUUUUUUCCAUGUAAAGUAAUAGAAUGAUAGAGAAUAUAAGUCAAAGAUUCCAGAGUGAAAUGUAAUUUUAAUUAGUUUAAUGGAUUAGAUUGGGGCAAAAUUUUUUUUUUCGUCUAAUAAACUUAAGACUGCUGCAUGUUGAAUGGGAAAGAUUUAUUUCCCUUGCAGAGUUGUUGCAGAAAUGACUAGUGAAUUGCCUGUCAGAUAUUUUCAAGCAUUUUUUUAACAUUUACUUUUUGAGCAUUGACAAGAACGCUGGAGAGUAUAUAGUUUUAACAAGAGUGUUUUGUGUGUCCCAUAAAAAUCUUAGCAUAUUCCUUUAACUCUUUUACAGGUGAGUCAAGCAUCAUUCAUCAAAACAAAAACAAAAAAAAAAAUGAAAACAUACUUGCCAGAUGAGCAAGAAACUUCAUGUAAAGAGUUUAGGGCCUUCUUAUUCAGACACAUUUGCUGAUAUGUUUUGCAAAUUUUUACAUGCUUGUCAUUUAGAAAAUAUGUAUUGGCCAGACAGUCACAUAUUUGACAAUAUAUUCCUGGUUCAGAAGGCCCUCGAGGAAAAACUAAGUGUGCUAAUCUGUGAUAGAACACCCCACCCCCACCCUUCCCUUCAUGUCCUUUAUGGACCACUGUGGUGUGAAUUUUUUAUAGAAUUUUUAAAGUCACCUUAUUUAUGGAACUCCACAUUAACAGAGAAGUUUCUUUUUAUUUAGGAUAAGUUCAUUAUUUAUUCUAGCAAUGUCCAGUUUACAUCAUCAUGGUGUUGGUGUGAAUAGAAUUUUUUUAACUAUGGUGAUAAAUUUUAUAAUAUAUUUAGAGCAUAGUUUAAAAUAACUCGAUAAGGUGGGGAAAAAAAUGGGAAGUGGAUUCUUUUAACCAUUGUAAAAACAUGAGUCAUGAAAACAGAAGAAAACUUCAUUAACUGUCCAUUAAAUGUGCAUCAGUUGUAUUUUUAUCAAAGUAGUAAUGAAGACUAAAGGAUAGACCUUUAUACAUUUUCCAAACUUUGUUGAAAGAUGUGUGUUUGUAUGUGUGUUCAUGCACAAAUUCAGUUAUUGAACUAGCUGGUCAUGUUUCAAAAUAUCUUUAAAUGAAAACAGAACAAUUUUAACUUUUUUUCCUUUUCACAGGGUCAUUGGUGAUUAAAAACAUUUUAAAAAUAUUUUAUAAUGUGUCAUGCAAAAGACUCUUCAUUGGAGUUAUGUUGAUUGAAUCUACAGCUUCAUUCCACUUAAUCUUACACCAAAGCUCCAUUGCCUCUUUUCAUGGCUUGAUAGUAAAAAAAAAUAUUAACAAAUAGAAUAUCAUGAAAUUUUAUUUUAGAGCAAUUUUUACUUUUAAAUUGCUUUGUAGAUGCUAGAGCUUAUUAGGGCUUUUGCAAAUACUAUUUUUUAUAUAAUAGAUUUAAUCUUUUUUCAUUAUUCUACGUCACAGCUUAUACUAAGCUUAGUUUUAGAUAUGCUUUCUUCAGGUGUAGGAAGCUAAUACACAAUGAAAAGUUGACUUUAACUAGUUUUUUAUAUAAUAUAUAUAUUUAUAACGUUUUUUGUUGAGUACAAAAUCUUAUAAUUCGAGGAAUGUCACUUUUGUCUGUGCUGUAGUGCUAUUUGCAACUCUAUAUUUCAAUGCAAAAGUCAUUUUUUACUUUUUACUUUCUGUAGAUUUAUUUGACAACUCCUUGCUCUUUCAAGAUUUUUGCACAUUUCGCUGUCUGUUGUAGACGCAGCAGACAUUUUUCUUGCAAGAGCACUAUAUAUGGGAGAGUGCAUUUUGUAUUUUUUGGGGUUAUUUUUUGUUUGUUUGUUUGUUUUUGUUGAGAAACCAGAUGUCUCAAAGGCUCAUUUUUACUUGCACAUUUCUCUAUGCACAUUAUAAAAAGAACAUUUAGCAAUUAUUCUCCACAUAUGAUAUUCUUCUACUGAAAAGAGAAUGUACAACUGAACGUGACUACCUUCCCUCCAACCCUGUCAACAUAGGGUGUAUGUUUAUAUAUUUUAGUAAUUUUUUAAUGUAGUGUUAUGUUGAAAAUGAGCAAGCUGAGAGUAUUACCUGCAUUUAUCUGUUCAGUGGGUUUUCUGGCACCUUUUUUGUUGGCAAUUUAGUUCCUUUGACAUAAAGAUAAGGAACAUUUCUGUCCGUGAUUAGCAACUUUCUGCACAAAGUAUUAUUAGUUAUCAGUGAAGACAUUUUCACACGUCAUUAAAGUUUCCUUUGUUAAUUUAAAAUAAAACUUAAGUGAAGAGUAGCAGAAGUUUGUUAAAGUGUGGCUGGAAAUGUUAAGCAUUGUAUCAUUAAAUCGAAGAUCUGAAAAUUAUUCAAAACCUUGUGGCACUUUGUUUCCAAAAUUUUCUUUAACAAAAAAUGGCGACUGGAAACAGCAUGAUGCUAAUACCAGGCUUUUAAUGCAUUUAUAUCACACUCGUGGAAUGACAAAGAACAUGAAUUGGUGCCAAAGAAAAAAUAUAUCCUUUACACAAAAAGAUUGUAUUCAGAAAUUUAGAAACACAUAGAAAAGCCAAAAUGAAGAACAAAGGAGAGGUUUAAUAUCUAUAAAUUACUCCUAAAGUGGAAAACAUAAAAAUGUACAGUGGUAAUAGCCAGUUGUUAAUUCAACAAUGAUUGCAUGUGAAAGCUUGUAUAACUUAUACUAUAAGCCAGAAAUUAUAGAAGUGCAAUUCAGCAAACUGCAAAGUGGCAGUUUUCUACAUCUUGUGUUUUGGGAUUUCCUUGCAGAUUUUCUUAUAAACUUUGCAAGGGUUGUCCUGUGUCUAUCUGAUAUCAAACAGCCUGGUAUUUAUUUGUUUUAGUCAUCUAAAAAGUAUGUCUCAUGCUUCUGUGAUAGCUCAGGUUUGUUUGCUUGUUGUGCUGAGGACUUGUUUUUGACAGACUUUGAGAGCUGCAAAGAGAAUUCACAUUUGUUAUGAGAACUGACCUAUAAGUGCUACAGUAUUUUAGAGAUCCCCGGUCUCUCAUGAUGUGUAUGUUUUAUGUCUGUAGAACACAUGAUGCAUUUAAUCGUAUAACUGGUUGCUUUCCCAUAGGUGUUUGAAACUAUUUGAGAUUUAAGCAGUUUGUCAAUAUGUGAAAACUGUACAAACAUUUAAAAUCUGGAAACUGGACUGUAAAUUAAUGAUGAAGAUAUUCAUGGGUUUUUUUCCUUGCAGUAAGCUAUUUUAUCAGGUGCUGUUGCUGUCAAUACUUGAUAUUAUUUAUAAGUUAUAGAUGAGCAGAUGUGUUAUUCAAAUAUAAAUAAUGCCAAACAUGUAAAUCAAGACCAGACCUUGUUCAUACAAAAUGAUUGCAGAUUCCAAGACUUGUUUCAGUAAAAAUGGUUGGUCCACUGGGUAAUUGUCUUUCUGUUAGUAUCCUUUAGAACUUGUUCUCACCAGACCUCUUUAGUGUCUUUUGUGCAGGUCAUUUUGCUUGUCGGAUUUGCUCAGGGGCAAGUAUUUGAUAUUUGGGACUUCAUGUUGAUCAGUGUUGUAACUUCAAGUUUUUUUAUUGUCCAAAGCUCCAGAGGAUUCAGCUGAUCUGAUUGACAUACUAUCAAUAUUUGAACUCAAAUGAUCUUCCUCCAGAACCUUGUAAGUGAAAAUAAUGGACUGUCCAGAUUACCUUAGCAACCAACCUUCCCUCCCCACCCUGGAAAAAGAAGUAAUAAAACGAAAUAAAAGGACAUGAACAGAAAAAUAUGAUGGUGUAUCAAGAACGUGUUAUUUAUGCAAUGUGUUAUUUUAAAGAUUUUCUAUUUUUAAAGGGCUGAUCUUUAGCGAAACUUUUUUUUUACAGUAAACAGCAUUAACAUCAAAAUGCUGUGACUGUAUUAUGUUUAUCUAAAAUUAUUUAUUUUGAGUUAUUUUAUGUCUUGUGUUCCAAAACCUUUUUUUAUAGGAGAUGCUAGGUGUGAACAGAUAAAUGGCACCCACCCAACCCAUCUCAGGUUAUGGAACAAUGCAACUGAUGUUUUUCAAUACAUAUGUGUGUGCAUAUAUAUGCAUAUACAUAUGCAUGCAUGCUUGGAGAGAAA
Pomacea canaliculata is the source of this 7880-nucleotide messenger RNA. RefSeq lists its product as uncharacterized. Gene Ontology annotation, molecular function: cysteine-type deubiquitinase activity. Gene Ontology annotation, cellular component: cytoplasm. The record is from RefSeq and is a predicted model, not a curated record. Lineage: Eukaryota; Metazoa; Mollusca; Gastropoda; Architaenioglossa; Ampullariidae. Gene Ontology annotation, biological process: protein linear deubiquitination.